Molecule: messenger RNA, 1146 nt
Organism: Diaporthe citri
Lineage: Eukaryota; Fungi; Ascomycota; Sordariomycetes; Diaporthales; Diaporthaceae
Exons: 3
Coding region: 1-1146 (381 amino acids)
Biological process (GO): cellulose catabolic process
Molecular function (GO): hydrolase activity, hydrolyzing O-glycosyl compounds
Source: RefSeq, a predicted model, not a curated record
AUGAGGACUUCCACCUUAGCUGCCGUAUCUUUUGCGGUGCUAUCCGCGGCUGGCCCAGUAUUUCCUCGGGUUGGACACCGAGUUCUUCGCAGACAGGCAGAUAUCAACCCUUUCGAUGGCAAGAAACUCUUUGUCAACCCAACCUAUGCAGAGAAACUAGAGCAGACCGUUGAGUCCUUCGAAGAAGCGGGUGACAGUUCCAACACGGAGAAAACCCGAGCAAUCCAGGACAUUGGAACCUUUGUAUGGAUAUCUGACAUCGCUAGUCUUGCCCACAUCGAUACUGCCAUCGAGGAUGCUCGUGCUGCACAGGCCGAGACUGGAGAGACGCAGAUCGUUGGGCUUGUCCUCUACAACCUUCCUGAUAGAGAUUGCAGCGCAGGAGAGAGCGCGGGCGAGCUCAUUCUCUCGGAAAAUGGCCUGGAGCGGUACAAGACAGAGUACAUCCAGCCAUACGCGGAGAAAGUUUCUGCGGCAACGGAUCUCACCUUCGCCAUUGUUUUGGAGCCGGACUCACUGGGCAAUCUUGUCACCAACUUGAAUGUCGAGAAGUGCGCGAAUGCAGCUGAUGCCUAUAAGGAGGGUAUCGCUCAUGCGAUCUCCAGCUUGCAGUUCGAUAAUGUGCAUCUUUACAUCGAUGCUGCGCACGGCGGUUGGCUUGGUUGGGACGAUAACCUACAGCCAACUGCUGAGUUGUUUGGCGAGGUCGUCCGCCAAGCUGGAAACGGUACGCGCAUUCGAGGCUAUGCGAUCAACGUCUCCAACUACAAUCCGUUCAAGGCGGAGGUUCCGGAGCCUUAUACCGAGUAUUCCAACUCUGCCGAUGAGUCUAGUUAUGCUACCUCGCUAUCCCCGCACCUCGAGGCUGAGGGGCUUCCGACUCGAUUCAUUAUCGACCAAGGUCGCGUGGCUUUACCUGGUGCGAGAGAAGAGUGGGGUGAAUGGUGCAACGUGGCUCCGGCUGGGUACGGCAUUAAGCCCGGUACUGCUGUCGACAACCCUCUCGUCGACAGCAUUGUCUGGAUCAAGCCCGGCGGUGAAAGCGAUGGUCAGUGCGGCAUGGAGGGUGCGCCGAGGGCUGGUCAGUGGUUUGAGGAGUAUGCGCAGAUGCUGGUGGAGAACGCGGACGCAAGCAUCACUGUUUAA